This is a messenger RNA of Osmia lignaria (orchard mason bee), 2146 nucleotides long. NCBI's taxonomy places the organism in Eukaryota, Metazoa, Arthropoda, Insecta, Hymenoptera, Megachilidae. The record is from RefSeq and is a predicted model, not a curated record.
UUAAGAGCUGCCAGUUUCCAUUCGUUCAUUUGCGAUCCUAACGAUAAGUGUAUUCCCCUUCUUCGAUGGCAAUCGUCAACGAUCACUUUCUUCUGGGUUCCUUCGAAGGAUUUACUCGGCUGAUGCAGUGCGAGGAUUACUCGUCAGCCUCCUCUUCGUCUUUUCUUCCAUCGCAUGAGAUAUUUUCUUGAAGAAGAAGAACGACGCAUCCUUUCCUACGAAAAAUUCUCCACUUUCUUUACAACAGUAUGUGUGUAUAGUUAUUCAUGUAUAGUAAUGAAGAAUAGAAAAAUCAUUGGAUUGAUAGAUGCUGAGACGUGUUUAACCUUGUUGAACAUGAAGAGUGAGAUAUGGUGAAGUAAAUGAAGUGCUGAGGGUUGUAUACAUGGUGUGUUUCGUUCAGUGGAAAUGAAUCUUCGUGCUGGACUGGCGAUCGUUCUUUUCCUUCUUGCGGAGGUCGACAGUGCGAUGCUGAUGAUCCCGAGGGAGAACCAUUCUGCAGCAUCGCACAGGCAACCACGGGCGGCCCUAUUGGAAAGUAGCAGGGUCAAUUCUACCCUCGAUGGAAGAAAAAUUGUCGCGACCACAACUGGUCGAAUAUUCAAUGGUAAACCAAGUAAGAGAGGAUCCUGGCCAUGGCAGGUUUCUCUUCAGCUGCUCCAUCCGAAGCUAGGAUUUAUCGGUCACUGGUGCGGUGGUGUUCUCAUUGAACCUAGCUGGGUCGUCACGGCCGCUCAUUGCAUUCAUAAUGAACUUUUCAACUUGCCAAUUGGUGCUUUAUGGACAGCAGUUGUAGGAGAAUGGGAGUUGGAUUCCGGUGGAAGAGGUUCGGCUAGAUUACCUGUUGAACGAGUGAUCCUCCACGAAAGAUUUAAUAAUUAUAUGCACGAUAUUGCUUUGAUGAAACUCGCUAGGCCAGCUCCUUUAUCCAAGGUGGUGCGAACGAUUUGCUUACCAGAUCCAGAAGAAGAGCUUGCGAAAGGCCAGUGUAUCGCUUCUGGUUGGGGUCGCUAUGGACCCUCCCAAUCACUUUCUACAUCGCUUUUAGAAGCCUCGGUACCAUUGCUCGAUCUUGAGAAAUGCACGCAAGCUUAUGGGAAAUCGGUACCACUUCGAAGCGGCCAUCUUUGUGCUGGUCACACCGAUGGCUCUUCCGGAAGUUGUGUAGGUGAUUCAGGAGGACCAUUGCAGUGUCGUCGUGCAGACGGUGUCUGGCAAUUGGCAGGCGUCACCUCCUUCGGAUCAGGAUGUGCCAGACCAGGCUUUCCUGACGUAUACACUAGGAUACAGUACUACGUGAAGUGGAUAAGGAAGAUCAUGAAGAGUCAUAGCAACGAUGAUGACGACGACGCGCAAUUUUUAUAAUUCAUCAAAAUCCACCAGUUAGAAAAUAUAUAUAUAUAUAACUCCUGUCACCUAGAAGAUUUCCAACAAAUUAUUUAUUAUCACUUCUAGAUCAAUACUGAAGAAGUGAUCUUUAGUAAAGAUAUUUAAAAAAAGGCAUUAGAAACGUGAUACAAAACCUGUUGCAUAUCUCGACUAGAAAAUAAAGAAAGUCUGGAUAUUGUAGUAUACAGAAGAAUAUCCAUCCGUUAUAAUAGAAAUGGAGAAUACAGAAGAAGUAACUUUGAUGAAAAAUAUUAUUUGCCAGAGGCUAAGGUAUACAUAUAUCUGGCUGGAUAUCUUCUUCCUGUUCUCGAUACACGUGGAAAUAUCUGCAUUUAAAUGAGUCUCAUGGUUGCAAUCGUCGAAACUGCGUUUCGCGUCCUCUUUUUCUUCAUCUACGUUACGCAACCCUCUUGCGAUUGUGCGUAGCGAUUGCAUCUUCUCUAGAGGAUGAAAUUAGAAAUAUCGAUUUACCAGGACACACAUAGAACGUAUUGUGGCAAGUAGUAGAGGCAGAGUACACAAUUGAUGCCUAGUAGCAUCCAUUAAUUAGUUUAAUACGAACCACUCAGCAUACCGAAAGCAUACUCUGAUCGAGUUUCGUUUGCAGACAUGUUUGCUAGCUCAACCGAAUCUUUGUUACCUUGAUCAUGUUGUUUUCAGAGAAUUGGUGAAUCUUUAGUGCUGUUAUUUAGCUAGUCAAGUUUUUGUACCUACAAAAUGAAAUUCAGUAUCAAUAAAGAAAAUUUAAUAGAAAAAA